CACCGCCUCUUCCUUGCCACCAUUCGUGCCAGAAACCGAAACAUUGUACUACUAAUAAUGAGAAACCAGAAUCUGCUCCUUUCGUUGGCGUCGCUGCUAUUGACCGGGUCUUCCGUCGAUGCGUUUGCAACAAUGAAGCCUAGAAUUUCGCUUUCGAACACCGCCAUCCGGGCCGAGGUCGACGGCAUGCCCGAAGCAGAUAUCGCCGCGGGCGUCCCCGAUACGGCGGCUCCGCAGGCAGCCGAUGCCGUUUCCGAAGCAGUGGGUGCCGCGACAUCACCAGCGGCUCCUGCCACCGUGGACACCGCGGCCAAUAUCAUCACUCCCAACCAAUUCGCACCGCCCGUUGCCCCUAAAAUCAUCGAUCCCGACGCCCCGAUGCCCCUUCCCGUGGCACCUUUGACCGAUCUGGACACGAUAGCACUGGUCGCUGGCCAAGAAAACUACGGCCUCGCGAUCGUCCUGCUUGGAGAAGCGAUCUGGUCCUUUUCCAAGGCACCUUCGGUGGACCACGGCCUCAAGACGCUCGUUCCGGCGGUCCUCGCUGCAGCCGCUCUAUUCGUGGCCUCCGGGCCCAUGAUCACCAGCGGUGAUGCCGGCAGCAUCAGUACGGGGCUUUUCAUUGCGACAGGGGUCAGCGUGUUUAUGGGGGCCUGUUAUGCGGCCCGUUUGUCAGCGCCCUUUUCGCCCUCUCCAAAGGAAAUUCCGGCUCUGGGGCUUGUGGUGGCCUUUGCGGGGUUCUUCAGUUUCAGCCAGAAUCUUGUCGUCGAUGGGUUCGUUACGCUACCUUCGCUCCCGCACGUCGAUCUUCCCUCUCUUCCUUCCAUCAGCCUUCCGUUUUGAGCUGCUUGAUGAAUAGAAUAGUGCGUCGAGGAGUCGCAUUUUGGUCAACAUCCAAUGCAAGUAACACCAAAGCAUCUGCAUAAUAAUAUUCUCAAUGGGAU
Molecule: messenger RNA, 944 nt
Organism: Pseudo-nitzschia multistriata
Lineage: Eukaryota; Bacillariophyta; Bacillariophyceae; Bacillariales; Bacillariaceae
Source: the annotation of a GenBank genome assembly